Molecule: messenger RNA, 7603 nt
Organism: Labeo rohita (rohu)
Lineage: Eukaryota; Metazoa; Chordata; Actinopteri; Cypriniformes; Cyprinidae
Gene: usp31
Product: ubiquitin specific peptidase 31
Exons: 17
Coding region: 1034-4957 (1307 amino acids)
Biological process (GO): protein deubiquitination
Molecular function (GO): cysteine-type deubiquitinase activity
Source: RefSeq, a predicted model, not a curated record
CCUGCAGUGUCAGUGAUUUUGGAAAAGCGCUGGAGGACGCGACGGCCCACCGACACACCGCUACCACUAUCGGAAUCCACCAGACACCUUCCAACCGGCCAGGCGGGCGAGGAGAAAACCGCUGAGUCAACGGGAACACGCGAAAACACGCGUUUGGGAUUUGGGAUGCACGCCGAACUCUGGCUCGAUGGGGCGCAUCUGCUGCUUGUAGCAUCGCGCUGGAUAGCGGUCGCUGCGACUGACUGUUGGAUACAAAAUCCGAAUAGACAAACAAGCCGAGGUAUCUCUCUAGUCUGAGCGCGUAUGCAUAAUAUUUAGCGGUCGGAGCGGAGCGUCAUUGCCUGGGUGGAGUUGCAGUGCAUCGCUCAAUUAUGCAUGAAGAAGCGGCAUCGGCUAGCGCACUAGCAGCGCGAGCUAACCACUGUCCCGUAUUAUGACAGUGAUCUGCAUGCCUACGGCGUUUGAUCACCAAGCGCGUUUGACUUUGAUGCUGGUGCUGGACACGAUCUCCGGUGGAAAUUCACUUUUGCCCGCUUUUUCGUUGACAUGGCAAACGGUUAACCCGGGCAGGCCUAGCUAGCCGCCGUGUUAGCUAGUAGAAAUCACUUCACUGGAUUAGACAGCAUGCAAACCCAAACGGUUUGUUUUUAGUGAGAGGGGCCAGUGAGUGCAUGUAUAGAUGCGGAACGAGUAACGUUAGAUAUACGGCUGACAACGCGAUCCUACUGCCAGGCUGCUGCCAACUUGACAUAACAGGUUUUAAUAUCUGAAAAAAGUGGCAGGCGUGCGCGUUUCACAAUGCAUGUUCUUAAGGCAAAUUUGGGUUGUGUCACUGAAGCAAACACUUGGAUAAUAGAGGCACCGCUGCCUCCGGCUAGCUAGCUCUCCGUGACUUUGCAAAGUAACAUGCCAGAUCUUGAGUCGAUUUUAUGCUCUAAAUAAACAGCCAGCGUUUGCACUCGUUUUGCCUCGGCUGGCAAUUGUAGCUAGUUUAUCGCUGGGAACGAGGGGAUGCCCUAACCGCUCCGAAAACAUGUCCAGCAAAGCUUCGGGUAAAGAGAAGAAGUCCGGCUUCAGCAAGAAGCUCUUCCGCCGGGGCUCGGUGCGCUCCGUGGGGAGUUUUAUGAGCAGAGUCCUGAAGACUCUCUCCACGCUCUCUCAUUUCGGCUCGGAGCUGCACGCCCCUGAGGGCGACAAGGACGAUGGGGGAUUCACAGCCUUCAAGAACGAAGGCAAGGGGUCCGUCGCGUCGGACGACAGCGACUGCGGGGGGUUUCUUCCCAGGGACAAAAUCCCCGGAGUGGCCGGUUUGAAAAACCACGGCAAUACGUGCUUCAUGAACGCUAUUCUGCAGUGCCUGAGCAACACGGAGCUGUUCGCCGAGUAUUUGGCGCUCGAGCAGUACCGAGGUGACCAGACCGACGACGAGAAACCCAAGACGAACGGGGUCGUGCAGAGGAAGGGCGGCCAGGACAGAGGAGAGGUGACGGAGCAGCUGUCGGGACUGGUUCGAGCCCUGUGGACUUUUGAGUACACGCCGCAACACAGCCGAGACUUCAAAAAUGCUGUGGCAAGGAGUGCCAUGCAGUAUCGAGGAAAUGCCCAACAUGAUGCCCAGGAGUUCCUUCUCUGGCUGCUCGACCGUGUCCAUGAAGACCUCAACCAUCUGGUACACCCAAACAUCAGAGCCUCUAUAAAGCCUCCUAUUGAGGAAGACGAUGGAGCAUUAGAGGGACCUUCCCCCCCUCUUUCAGCUGGCUCUUUUGUCCAAGAGCUGUUUCAAGCUCAGUACAGAUCUUCGCUUACCUGUCCGCACUGUCAAAAACAGAGCAACACUUUUGAUCCUUUUCUUUGCAUCUCCCUCCCAAUUCCAUUACCUCACACACGGCCUCUGUAUGUGACCGUGGUUUAUCAAGGCAAGUACUCUCACUGCAUGAGGAUCGGUGUGGCCGUACCACUCAACAGCACUGUGUCCAGACUGAGAGAGGCCGUAUCACGCGAGACCAAGAUCCCACCAGACCAGUUUGUCCUGACUGAAAUGUAUUACGACGGUUUCCACCGGUCCUUUUGUGACGAUGACGACGAUCUUGAUAUCAUUCAAGAAAGUGACUCAAUCUUUGCUUUUGAAACUCCUGAGACUUUUAGAUUAGAAAACAUUCGCUCUAAAAGAGGGAGCCUCCUUGCUAAUCUGAAUCAGAACAAUUUGAAAUACGGUGCGGAAAGCAGCCGAACGCCGUCUUUCAUGCAGGGUGCGAUGAAUCCAGCGUCUCCCAACAAGAAUACUGGAUGUGAGAAAAUGAUUCUGCUGAUCUGUAACCGAGCCUGCACUGGCCAUCAAGGACGGCGGUUCGGUCUUCCGUUUGUACUAUAUCUAGAGCGCAGUGUGACAUGGGAUGUGUUACAGAAAGAAAUUCUAGAGAAAAUGCGUCACCUGCUAAGGCCAGGGGUUUACAUUCAGGUUGGACCUUUUAGUUUGCGUGUGGUCGGAGUGGUUGGAAUCACAUAUCUGUUGCCACAAGAGGAGCAGCCACUAUGUCACCCAACUGUGGAAAGAGCAUAUAAAUCCUGUGGGCCAGGAGGACCUCCUCAUGUUAAGAUUGUAGUGGAGUGGGACAAAGAGACAAAGGAAUAUUUGUUUGGACACACUGAGGAAGAGUACAUCCCUGAUGCUGAGAGUGUGUAUCUGCACAGAGAGCAGCACCAUCAGCCGCAGGCCUGCACCCUCGCUCAGUGCUUCCAGCUCUACACCAAAGAGGAGCAGUUGGCCCCAGAUGAUGCCUGGCGCUGCCCCCAUUGCAGGCAACUGCAACAGGGGCGGAUCAAACUCAGCCUGUGGACCCUGCCGGAUGUCCUCAUACUGCACCUCAAGAGGUUUAGACAGGAAGGGGACAGGAGGGUUAAGAUGCAAAACAUGGUGCGGUUUCCUUUAAUUGGCAUGGAUAUGGCGCCUCAUGUGGUUAAGAGAAGCCAGAGCAGCUGGAGUUUACCCUCCCACUGGUCACCAUGGAGGCGACCUUAUGGACUUGGCCGUAACCCAGAUGACUACCUUUAUGACCUUUAUGCUGUGUGCAACCAUCAUGGCAACAUGCACGGAGGACAUUACACAGCGUACUGUAAGAACUCCAUUGAUGGGCAGUGGUAUUGCUUUGAUGACAGUGAGGUUCAGCCUGUAGCUGAGGAGGACGUCUGUCAGCAAACCGCAUACAUUUUGUUCUAUCAAAGGAGGACGACUAUUCCCUCGUGGUCGGCAAACAGCUCUGUCGCAGGCUCCACCAGUUCAUCUUUAUGUGAACACUGGGUUAACCGGCUUCCGGGCAGUAGGCCGCCCAGCCUGGCCUCCGGAGCCUCCUCGAGACGCACAUCCCUGAUCUCUUUGGCAGAGUCAGUGGAGUUCCCUGGUGAUCGCAGCGAAGACGAUGCUUUAGCGCUUACUAACACAGGAUCUCCCGCCUUGCUCAGAGGAUUUUCGACACGGCCCUUUGUGAGGAGCAUUCAGCGCCAGAGCUUGUCCUCCAGAUCGUCAGUUACCAGCCCUCUGGCUUUCAGCGAAAAUGGGAUGAAACCAUCCUGGUCCCUGACACAGAAACUACAAAUGAGAUCCAACUCGCCCUCGCGAUUCUCUUUGGACUCACGCUCCUCCCCUCCUCUCGAGAGGAUAGGAGAAGCUUGUGACGACAAAGUGUCCACGUCUUGCUUCGGUGGCUAUAGCAGGCAUGAGCGACAGCCUAGCAGUAAAGCCCCGCUGGCCACGAUGGAGGGUAACGGCAGCGAUGACGGCAGCGGGAAACGGAUCCUGGACGAGGCCUAUUGCAGAGCUCCGACACAGUCCGACAGAAAGAGCUCUAAAGGCGAGCCCGUCGACAACAACAACCAGAUUAAUGCCGUGGACCAGAAUGCUCUUGGAGCACUCUCCAAGGACCAGAAGCAUAAGAGCUCCAGCUCGGAGAAGAAAGCAGAAGGAUCCGCCAGCAAGAAGAGCUCCACAAAGACCAAGGGAGACCAAGAGAAGUCCUCCAAGAAGCGCCAGAGCACUUCAUCCAUAACCAAGUCUCCAUCCUCCCAAGUGUCUUCCAGCCCUCAAACGAAGGGCACCAAAGCGACCAAUCUAAAAGAGAAGAGCGAUUCUCCCAAGAGUACCAAGGGUACGCCUUCAGGAACGCCCUCCAGAAGGAAAGAGUCCUUGCAGGCACAAGAGUCUCCAGUGUCUGGAAGCACAAAGGGGAAGCCGUCCUUUACUUCCACACCCCAGUCCUCUGCCUCUCCCUCGCCCACAUCCAAAAAGAGCUCUUCGGUGGCUGAGAGGAACUCUGUGUCUGGCAAGAAGAAGCUGGUUGAAAGAGGCUCCAGCAAGGACUUGGCGCACACCAGUCCCCUGGCAGAGAAGUCUAGAGUCAGUGCCACCCCUCGAGCAUCCCAACCCAAAACUGCCGAGGCGAGCCGACCCGAAAGGAGGCCGGUGAGAAGCUCCAGCAGCAGCUCCUCAGUCACCAGUCUGCGCUCCCCAAGCGUCUCCUCGAAAGACCUCCGCCGCAGCAGCAAAUCCGAGGACAAGGGACUCUCGUUUUUCAAGAGCGCGCUUCGGCAGAAAGAGACUCGGCGGUCAGCCGAUCUGGGCAAGACUACGAUUCUCGCCAAGAAGGCUGUCGAGAGGACUGCCAAGUCCAGCAGCCAGUGCAAACUCAACGCAGACGAUGGCGAAGGCUCGGGAAACUCCUCCCAGCAGGUCUCUCCGGAGCCGCGCUCCUGCAAGGCCGCCGCCGUCGAGAAGGAGUCCUCGAAGACCUCCACCCCUAACAAACGCUCUCUCUUACCAGUAGGCAAGUCCAAGUCUUCCAACUCUGAGACUAGUCUUCAGUCUCCCAUCAAUGGGAAGAGGCCUCUCGAAAAGAUCUCAUCCUCCAAAAAGCUUUCUUCCAGCAUGCAAUCUUCUGCACGGCCAACACAGACGCCUCAAUGAAAUUUGAAUAGCAGUUCCAUUAUUUUCUGUAAUGCAGCUAUUUUUUGAUGUGCCUAAGAAGAAUAUAAAGUAUAUAGUAUAUACCUGUAUUUUACUUUUCUCAAAGAAAAUAUGUAAAUUAUCAGAAAGCGCCUUUCUAUCCUGCCAUGGAACCAAAUCAUUGCCUCCGGCAAGGUAUGGUAUAUGAAUCUACUACUGUUCACGACUCUGAAUAGGAAUGUUUUAACUUAGCACUUUGUAUAUAUUUUUUCUCCCUCGAAUAACGCUUAGAUGUAACGGAUGAUCUGUACAAUACUUUUUAACUUGGUACCGUUCCUUUUUAUUUGGACAAGUCGAAAUUAGAUUCUUGCGAUAUUCCUUGGAGUACUGUACCAAUUCGCUCCACAUCUACACUUGGUGCUAUUUACAGUCCAGUGUUCCCCUGGCACUGAUACAGUAUGAGAUUGAGAAGAGUUACAUCACGAAACCUGGCCGAUUUAACGGGGUUCAGCAGAGAACAAUCUCUUUGGUACCUCUCGAAGCCUGCUCUCCCACCCUGACUUUUUUCGUUUUUGUACUCGAGAGCAGUUACAAGUAGCAUUACUGCCCCUUAGAAAUGUGCGCAACAAUGCCAACUAGAGGCCGAUAGCUGAAUUGUUGCUGUAUGAAUGUGAUCUUUCGAAUGGUACAUUAGUGGAGGACAAUCUUUAAACACACUCUCCUUAUCUGGAUAUUAACGGAGCCCUGCAUGAAUUUGUUUUGUAUAUCUUUGUUUUUAUAAUGAAAGCCACAUAAUCAUACUUGAACCAUUUCGUGCCCGCCAAAUCCAAUGCCAACAUAUACGAGCGGUUUUCAUUCGGCUUGCUUCGAGUUGGGGAUGAACCCUUGCGCAGAGGUUUUCGUCGCCCAUAUUUAUCUGUGGACAACCAGUGCAAUAGUUUUCAACAUUUUUAGGAGAACAGAUAUAUGACCUUCUGUAUUUGGGAAAUACAUUGAACUUGCUGUUUUAGAAACAAAUUAUUUUAAAUAUCAAUACUGUGCAUAUGCAAUAGUAAUGAAAAACAUUUAAUCAAGACUGUAAUGGCUCACCACAACAAUGUUUUUUUUUUUUUUGUUUUUGUUUUUUGAUUUUCUCCCAAGAGUUUGUGAUUUAAUAUCCAAUCGAAAUGGCUCUGCAGAAAGGCCUUUGUUUAUUUUGCGUACACCAUAGAAUAUAUUUUCUUCUCGAGUUAGCUCCGAGUUCAUUCAGACUAAUUCAAAAUGUUAUAUAUGACAGGAGAAAUGUAAGGUUAAGCAAGUCAUUAUUGUUACAUUUGCAUAAUAGUGUCAUUACGUCGGCCGCUGCUCAGCUUGCUGCCCUGUAAUUAAAACAUUAAUCCAAGCUGCUGACGCCACUGGUGAACCGUUCUCAUUUUCAUGCUGCUUUCUGGUCGCAGAAACCCAUCUCUUUCAGCACACUUUAUCUUAAAAUAGAUACUUCAGCAAUGAACCUAAUGUGUAGCACGCUUCUUAUUAUUUUUUUUAAUAGUUUUUUUGCGACAGGCCCAUAUUGUGUGUGCACUGAAAAAGUAUUUGUAAAAAGCAGUAUUGCAUGAUAACAUUAACGCAUGCACUUAACUAUGCAAGUGACUGUUGCUAAACAAAACGAGUCUGAUUAUUAUUUUUUAAAGAAAACCGCAUGAAUUUUUUCCAUUUUAUUGCUUUUUUGCACACUUUUCCAACUUUUUAAUUUUUAAAUAUUGUGAUACGAGAGAAUAUAUGAUUAGCUUUAACCAUAUGUAUUUCAAAAUUAGAAAUUGGCAUCUUUUUUAUUAUUAAAACUAUUAUUUGAAUUCAUAAGCUGUUGUUUAGGGUAAGACCUCCCUGUUUCCAUGUGAUGAGUUUUUAUAUUUUUAUAAUCACCGCCUGUUUUGGUUUUUCACAUUUCGCUGGCGUGAUGUGGUCUGCUCAUGCUUUCCCAUGUAGUACGUAGGGAAUGUCAUAUGUUAUAUCAGCUAUGUAACUUUAUUGUCAGCAUUCAAUCAGUGCACACAAUUCCCGCAUCGCUUGCAAUGCUGAUACACUAAACACUACAUUCAUUUGUGUUUUGUCAUUCCAUGUUUUAAGUUGUGAAGUUCUCGGACCAUGAAUUCAGAGAAGUGCUAUUACCCUCUCUUAGUCUUAUUGCAUAUGGGAUGUUUUCAAUGGCUCAAGUGCUAAUAUGAGAUGGUCUUAUCAAGCGUUUGGAUAGGACGGAUGAUUUUAUCAUUAUAAUGAAGCUGUAUCAGUCUUAUGGGAUAAUAUGCGUGCUCUUGGUUUACACACUGGACUUGAAUGAUUUCUCUCGGCCCAGAGCGGUUUUCAUGUAUUGUUCACGAACUGGUACCUGCUUUAUAACUGGGCUGUCAUUUUAUUAUAUAAACACCGGUCUAGGUCAACCAAAAGAGGAAAAUAAUAUUUGGUUUAGAAAAGGUGAAAAACCAUGUAAAUGUUUGGUUGCAUGAGACUGCGUCAAAUGCUUUUUUUGUUAAUUUAUUUGUAUGUUUUAUGUGUAUGCACUUUUUUUUUUAUUUUGAAUGUUUGUUUUUUUAUUAUUUUAAAGAAUGCAUUUCUUUGAAGAAUCAUUUGUAUUCAUAACAUUGUCUCCCCAAUGUAAGUUGGCGGUUGAAUUAUGAUUAAAAAAUAGAC